GAUGUCUACCCUCACGCUCCCAGAAUCCCUGGCAUGGGACAUCAAGCUUCCGAAGCUCACGACUCAAUACAAGUCAGUUUACUUCACUCUCGAUGACGGUAGCAGCGGCUUCGCUCAGCUGGCAUGGGGUAACCUGGGACUCGGCAUUAAAGUUGCGCCGAUGGCAUAUACCUUUUACAAAGAAGGCAUUGAGCCAGUUGUGGAGAGUGUGACAAGUCUCGCGGGUGGAUUCUCCCUCUCAGCGGACUGUCAGUCGUGUACUCUAAAGCAUGGCACGGGGAUGCAUGCGUUGACGUUGCUGCGCCCUGAGUCGGAAGGUGGAGCAUGGGCUUACCGUUUGGUCAUUGAGGGCGUUGUGAAGUACGAUCUAGUGUUCACAUUCAGAACUAAAGGCUACAAGGUUACCGACUUCAACCAUACUCUUCCAGCAGGAACAUCUCAGGAUGUCAUCUCCCAUGCCGUUAUCCCUCUCUGUGACGUGAAGGGCACAUACCAGGUUCGGGGAGAGCAGCCGGUAGAAUGCGCUGGUCAAGGAAGCUUCGUCGAAGCAAUCUUCUCAAAGACAAAGUUCACGGAUAUGGGAGACCGAUGGAAUGCAUUCUUCCUUCGUGACCGAGACACCAACUCGGUUUUGCACAUGCUUCAAUUCAUCCCUCGCGGCUCGGCAAAGUCGGGCGAUGAGAGGAGGUUCGUCCAUGGCUCUGUCACGCUGGAUGGGGUUACUCGUGCGAUCACGUCGGGUUCGAACAACAGUGUUUUGCAUGGCGACGCUUCGAUACACCCUGCUGUUACGGAAGGCAUCUUCCCUAUUCCACGGUCAAUCACCUACACCUGGUCCGGUGCCAAUGUCAAAGCCACAAUCACCACUGCUUUGUCAGAGAUGCCGACUUCGCAAACUGACGUGCUUGACUUCUUCCCAGGAUGGGCGAAGAGGAUUUUGCAGAGGUGGGCGGGAAGACCGUAUGUUUGCGUUUGGGCAGGCGAGGGUGAAGCAAAGGUUGAGAUCGAUGGAACCGAGAGAAUGGUGAAGGGAAGGACGCAUAACGAAGUGACCUUUGUGCACCCAUAGCAAGAGCUGCAGACGGUUCGAUGCACCGGGAGGCACAUCAGAGAGAGAACAACGAGUUUACGUCAGCGGUGUCAGGCGACGGUUUGGACAGCAAGGUCCUAGGUUGCUACGUUGACAUCAUCGAAAUAGUCACAGGAGUGGACAUUAGUAAUCCACAUUCGCAAUUUUAUACCAAUUUGACAUCAUGAUGGUCAUCGAUAAUCUUGACGCUCGUUAUCGAAC
Saitoella complicata NRRL Y-17804 is the source of this 1291-nucleotide messenger RNA. RefSeq lists its product as uncharacterized. The annotation marks the transcript as partial. The transcript has a single exon. NCBI's taxonomy places the organism in Eukaryota, Fungi, Ascomycota, Saitoellomycetes, Saitoellales, Saitoellaceae. Gene Ontology annotation, biological process: response to oxidative stress. The record is from RefSeq and is a predicted model, not a curated record. Gene Ontology annotation, cellular component: cytoplasm.